AUGGCUCGUCCAGCUUUUCCGACCUGUGGCGGAUCUCACCCGCUCGUCCUGGCACCCAUGACAGGCCUCACCCGCCCGCCCCGACACCCGUGCCAGGCCUCGCCAAUCCCAACACCUAUGCCAGGCCUUGCCCGCCCAUCCCAGCAACUUUGGCGGGCCCCACCCGCCCAUCCUGGAACCUGUAUCGGGCCUUGCCCGACCAUUCCGGCGCCUGUGGUGGGCCUCGCCCACCCUUGCUGGGAUGCGUGGUGGGGCUCGCCCGCCCUUCCCAGGACUUUUGGCAGAUGUCGCUCGCCGGUCCCAGCGGGACCCGUGGCGGACCUUGUCCACCUGUACUGGGACACGUGGCGGACCUCGCCCACCCAUCCCCGGACCCAUGGCAGGCCUCACCCACCUGUCCCGGGACCAGUGGUGGACAUUGCCCACCCAUCCCGUGACCCGUGGCGGACAUGGCCCACCAAUCCCGGGACCCGAGGUGGGGCUGGCCCGCCCGUUCUAAAACCCGUGGCGGAUAUUGCCAGCCCAUCCCAGGACCCAUGGUGGGCCUCGCCCACCCAUCCUGGGACCCAUGGCGGGCCUUGUCGGCCUGUCCUGGGACCCGUGGCAGAACUUCAAUGCCCGUCCCGGGAAGGGCAGGUCGGGGUCUGCCCGUCCCGGGACACGUGGCGGACAUCGCCCGCCUGUCCCGGGACCCAUGAAGGGCCCCAGCCUGCCCUUCCUGGGACAUGA
Messenger RNA from Macrobrachium nipponense, 729 nucleotides. RefSeq names its product formin-2-like. The transcript has a single exon. The coding region runs from base 1 to 729 and encodes 242 amino acids. NCBI's taxonomy places the organism in Eukaryota, Metazoa, Arthropoda, Malacostraca, Decapoda, Palaemonidae. The record is from RefSeq and is a predicted model, not a curated record.